UGCUGUAUCUCAGAGCCUUAGCGAGACUGCCACCCCCAGAAUCCUUUGCGGCAGAUAAGGAAGACUACACUUCCCAGAGGCCCCUGCUGCCCCGCGACCGGAAGUCGCGGGCGAGUUGAGUGUCCUUGCGCGUGGAGCCGAGCAACCAUGGUGGCCCGAGUGUGGUCACUGAUGAGGUUCCUCAUCAAGGGCAGCCUGGCCGGGGGCGCCGUCUACCUGGUGUACGACCAGGACCUGCUGGGGCCCAGCGACAAGAGCGAGGCGGCCCUGCGGCGGGCGGAGGAGGCCGUCCCGCCGGCCGUGUACCAGUUCAGCCAGUACGUGUGCCGGCAGACGGGCCUGCAGCUCCCCCAGCUCCCAGCCCCUCCAAAGAUUCACUUUCCCAUCCGAGAGUCCUGGAAUUCAGGCAUUAUCAAAGUGAUGUCGGCCCUGUCGGCAGCGCCCAGCAAGGCCCAGGAGUACUCCAAGGAGGGCUGGGAGUUUGUGAAGGAGCGCACCAAAUAGCCGGUCCCUGCGGGCCACGCCGGCCCUGGCAGCCUGGGGACAGGGACGCCACAGACUCAGGACUCUGGACUGGCACCCCUCUCCGAGGGCAGCUCCCGGCCUGGGCGGACCAAUAAAGGACUUCGGCAGUGUU
Messenger RNA from Cavia porcellus (domestic guinea pig), 637 nucleotides. RefSeq names its product mitochondrial contact site and cristae organizing system subunit 13 (gene Micos13). Bases 148 to 504 code for a protein of 118 amino acids. The transcript is spliced from 4 exons. The record is from RefSeq and is a predicted model, not a curated record. Gene Ontology annotation, cellular component: MICOS complex; mitochondrial crista junction. Gene Ontology annotation, biological process: cristae formation. NCBI's taxonomy places the organism in Eukaryota, Metazoa, Chordata, Mammalia, Rodentia, Caviidae.